Molecule: messenger RNA, 2788 nt
Organism: Dunckerocampus dactyliophorus (ringed pipefish)
Lineage: Eukaryota; Metazoa; Chordata; Actinopteri; Syngnathiformes; Syngnathidae
Gene: rhobtb3
Product: Rho related BTB domain containing 3
Exons: 13
Coding region: 426-2285 (619 amino acids)
Biological process (GO): regulation of proteolysis; proteasome-mediated ubiquitin-dependent protein catabolic process
Cellular component (GO): cytoplasm
Molecular function (GO): ubiquitin protein ligase binding
Source: RefSeq, a predicted model, not a curated record
CUCUCUCUCUCGCUCUCUCUCUGGUGAUUUGUUGCCAAUAAGACUUUGUUUUACCGCCCUACGUCAUAAAUGUGAUCUGGACAUCGGUUGCCGAGGCUGUUCUCCCGUUCUGGCCGUUAAUGUCUGCUGCCUGCUGCCAACUUGUUCUCGUUAAGCGCAUUGAGUGUUGUUGUUAGUAGAACACUGUGGGUCGUCUACUUGCUGAGCUCCGCUUUUAUGAAUGAAUAACGAUGCGGUGGGGACGCCAGUUAGCGCGACCGGGCUCCACGGGGACCAGCCGCCGAUGAGAGCGAUUAACGGCGGAGCGGAGCCGCGGCUGGCUCACUGCGGAAAAAGGCGAGCCUGACUGCCGCAGACUGGCGUGUAAACGCACCGUGAGGAGGACACGCUCCGUAGCGUAGAAGAACAACAGCACCGUGACCACAAUGUCCAUUCACAUUGUGGCUCUGGGGAGUGAGUGUCCUGGUGGAGUCGGGCCAGGAGAAGAGAUCAUGGGCCAAGGCCAGCUACAAGGAGGGUUGCUGUGGAGCUACCUGGGUCACGGGGCGCUGGUGGGUCCCAGUGAUCUGGAGAGCAGGCUGCACAACCCAGCCUUCAUGGAGUACACCUCACGUGUCUUUGGAGAUGUCACUGUUGUGGUCCAAGACUGUCCCAGCUGGGACCUGUUGGACAGCGACUGGGCCAGCGUACGGAAAGUUCUCGAGCAGGCAGACAUCCUGGUCAUUAAGUAUUCCGUGACAGACAAGCUGGCCUUCCAACAGGUCAGGAAUGGUUACGCCCCAAGGCUUCGCCCCCUCUUGAGGCACUGGGGUGUGCCCGUCAUCCUGGUUGCGGUUGGAGCACGGCUAAACGACGAGGGCCCUCCCUGUACGUGCCCGCUGUGUGCGUCUGACUGGAGCAGCUGUGUGCCACACAGUGAAGGUCUGCAGCUGUCCCGGGACCUGGGGGCCACCUACCUGGAGUUACCCUCGCUCAACCAUGUGUUCGUGGGUCGCUACUUUGGCAGCGUGUUGGAGUACUUCAUGAUUCAGUGUCUGAAACACAAAAUCAAAGAGAAGCCAGAAAAGAGGCGGGGAAAUAAAGUCAACGAGCUUCGUCCGCCUCACUUGGAGCAACCAGCUCGCCUUCCUCCUAUUCGAGUAGAGGAGUCGAGCUUCUCCCAAGACAUGCAGUGGUUGCUGGAACGUGGCGUGCAGUUCGCCGACGUGGCCUUCUACGCGGGGGACACUGGGAAAGAACUGGGAUGGGCCCAUGCGUCUGUGCUCUGCGCUGUGAGCCCGUAUUUCAGACAGCUGCUCCUGGGGCCCAAGACCAGGGAACGACCACAGUCCCGCUGUGUCUGCAGGGAGAGGGAUGGAGCCCCCCAUUCUUUACUCUCCACCUGGGACGGGGGAAUUAUUGAUGACAUGCCGAGGUCCGACGGACACUUGGCUGGUCGCCUCUCUCGUCUGGUGGUGAAGGACCCCCUUUUGUGUAUGUGCUUAUGGGAGACUCUCAUGUUCAUCUACAGAGGAGCGUGGGAGUGGGAGCACCUCCAGGAGGCCUUGGAAGAGAAGCUGAAGAACUCACUUGCCGUGGCUCAACUUAUGGAGCGCAUACGAUCUCUUAUUGGCAGAGAGAGGGGAGCCAGAGACACCCCGAGUGCACGGGCAGCCCAGCUCGGCCCCCAGACGCUCGUCAACCUCUUCAAUUCCCCUCUUUACUCGGAUGUCAUCUUCAUGGUGCAGGGGAGCGUAUUGCCAGCUCACCGAGCAGUCCUGGUAGCACGCUGUGACGUCAUGGCGGCCAUGUUCAGUGGGAAGUAUGCAGAGGCCCGUAGCAGAGUGGUGCCCAUCCAUGGCGUCUCUUCAGAUACCUUCCUGUCAUUCCUGGAGUACCUCUACACUGACUCUUGCUGUCCUGCGAGUGUGUUGCAGGCCAUGGCCGUGCUGGUGUGUGCGGAGAUGUACCAGGUGAAACGACUGCAGCACCUGUGUGAGGUGUGUGUGUGCGCCUACCUUCAGAGCAUGCCCAGCAGAGAGCUGGCGUCAACGGGCAUCAGCGUGAUCCGUCUGCUCCGCCGGGCAAAGUGCCACAAUGCAGAGCAGCUGUAUGUGUGGCUCCUCCACUUCAUCGCCAACAACUACCUGAUCUUCAGUCACAAACCUGACUUCUUGGAGCUCUCAGAGGAGGAGCGGGAGCAGGUGGAGAGGCUGCGCUGGCCGUCCAGAGGAUAUUUGCAGGAGCUCAGCGAGUAUCAGCAGCGGCGACGCAAAUUACGCAAGUCCCGCUGUAUGGUCAUGUGACAUCACCUGCACACAAAAGGAGACUAAUGCAGGGAAAAACAAGGACAAUGAGAAACACCGUCGUGGGUUGUUUUUUUUUUUUACUGAGACACGGUUGCAGAGGAAAUGUCAUCAGUCCCUUUACUGGAAGAAAAGCAUCAGGAAGCAGUUACUUUCCACUCACUCUGUUAGCCUGAAGGCGUGACUGCACAUCAUUUGUAUCAUGACUAUUCCAUCAAGGGCAAUACGAAAUGACUAACCCCUAAACAGUAAGAAUAUAGACCGACUGUUCCGUGGAAGAUUCUAUUUCAAGUUGGGGGAUGUAAAUGACUCCAGUAUGUGGACAAACCAGCACCCAUCUGUUGGACAUCUCAUCAGGUCAUGUGCUUGCUAUUUCAAACAGUGCUGGGCAAUGACCUGACUUCAUGCUGAACAAGCAGCAGGAAGCUGUUGUGGUUUCUUUUUCUACCCAACACCUGCCAUGCCGGGAUGUGUACUGGACACCAUUAAACAUCUGCAUACCA